AGACAGUCCUGAAGGCGGCAGAUUGAACCGAGUACUAGAGAGUUAUACAAACGAUUAUAAAAAAUUGCAAAGGAAACCUCAAAAUAUUACUCUGGAUCUUCAUUGUAUCAUAAGAUCAUAUCUUUCCUGGGCUGUCGACCAUGAAGAGCACUGCAGCAGCACCACAGACCUUUGAUCAAGAGGAUUGUGAUGUUUGGCUGGACACUGUGGAGCUGAAAGGAAAAGCUAAACAGAAGCGCCGUAGCCGUCCCAUUUCUAAACUGCUGAACCCGUUUUGUGAAGGUGCUGGGUACAGUUUGGCUGUGGCACUCAACUUCACUCAGACCAAAACAGAAAUGCCAAAAACCAAACAGAGCUCCAUAUCUGCCUUUUUCACAGCUCAUCGGAGAGUCCUCAAUAAGAUGUCCACUUCUGAGCCACCAAACAUGGAUUCAGUGCAGCCUCUUUCAUCAUCUGACUCAGCUACACCGACAGCCACAGCAUCAGGGAAAAAACGAGGGCGCAAUGUUGGUUUUGAAAACUCCAACUUUGAGCCUGUUUUGGUUGACGAGCGUACAAGUGAAAAUGUGACUGAGAAGGAAACAGAAUUAUGGCAGACGCGUUCAGAAAACCAUUCAAGUUUACAAAACAUAUACUGUGAAUCUGAAGAAGAGAAGCCUGAAGAGUGUGAACCACCACAGAGUAAGAGGAGGGUCUCUGAUGCCACCUUAACACAAGAUGACUGUCAACCUCUACCACAGACGUGGAGUCAGGACCCGCUGUUCACUUUCAGUCAGUACACUGAAAAUAACUUUCAUCAGACUAGCCACAAAUGUACAACAGUGAAGAACUUCAGCAGCUCUGAGCCAAGUUUAGUAAACAGUCUGCAGAAUGAGGAGGAGGUCUUUAGAAAACUGAUAGAUGCAGAAGGACAAACCUCAACUCAAAAAUCUUUUAAACGUCUUCAUUCUUCUCGUAUGAUUGAUGAGAAGGAAAACAGCACGCCACCGUCUUAUAAUUCCCCAAGCAAAGACUCAUCUUCCUCUCAUUUCAAACCUGUUUCAAAUCAUAAGUGGACACAACCAAAAACCGCUUCACCUCGGAAACAAACAGGUCAGCUGUGGGAAAAAGAAGAGAGCUCUGCCUUCCAGAUCAAGCGGACAAAACCGAUAAGCUCUCCUCUCAAAAGGCAAAGCAGAGAACUCGAUGAGGACAGUUUGGCCACUUUGUUCACUCAGGACUCUGAAGGGUUCAGGGUGAUCGCACACAGAGGUCUGCACACCAGGAGUCCUCUCAAAGAUCAGAGUAACGUCAGCAUGGGAGUGGUGAGUGCUUACAAAUCUCUGCCGGAGGAGGAGGAAGAGGAUGAAGAGAUGCUGUUUACUCAAGACUCUCAGGGAAAUGUAGUGAUUAAACACUGAAAAACAGCCUUUUAAAGGCACUACAGAUUUCAGAUGCUGUUCCAAAUCUUUUCCAAAAAUGUGGAUUUUGGAGGAUAAAAUAUUGAAAAAUCCUUUUUUAAGGACUUCCAGGUUGGGGAAGUGCUGUAAACCUGUAUUCUUUUUAAUGGCCAGUAGGGGGCAGCUCAUGGACUGAAAAAAGAAGUCUGAUUAUUACAAGUCUACAGGAAAGUUAGCUUUCAGCGCCUUUGAGUUAUUAGCCCAGUUAAUUCUUCUCUGGAGAGUUUCAAGAUCUCAUUUCAUAACCUAAUGUUUGUAAAUUGUGAUUUAUCUGACUGCUGACAUACAAGUGUGUAGUGUCUGUGGAUUUGCACCCCUUCGCUGUCACUUCUUGUUUUAAAACACUAAAAUGGUGAAGUCAAGAUGUUCAGUGUGAGAAUUAAAGCCGGGACUUCACCAGCCAGUGAGUAACAUCAUGGUUUUAUGUAGUCUAUGAACCUAGCAGUACACGGCCAGCUUGUAUGCUGCAGGUCUUGUUGUGUCAGGCCUGUCUCAGAUUGAAGGCUUUCUUCUACACGAGUCCCUUUGUUUUAAAAGUUAGCCAGGUUCUUGCCUGUUCUUGGUUUGGACUUCUUGCCCUCCUGCUCAAAACAGUGAGAGCUGCUUCUGUGAUAUUACAAGCCAUUAUGACCAAAUAUCAUCAGUUCUUACCGUACAGGGAUGAGGCGGAAGAACAUUUGUUUUGGUUUAUUUUUCUACUCUGUGAUUGUCUUCUUUCCAUGUCAUGGCUGAUCUCCUGAGAUUUUAUUCUUUGUUUCUCCCUUUCAUGGUUCUUUUUGUUGUGCUUUUUUUUUUCUCCUCGCACAAAAUAAAACUAACAAACCAGAACUGGGAGGUUUUGACUUUAUUUGGAAAAAAAAAAGACACAGAAUUACAUAAAAUUGUUUUCUCGUAUAUUAUAUUUUUAGUAUCAGCAUUUCAUCUGUGCUAUGCUGGUGCUGUGUGCUACAAAAUAAGAGUGGUAUACAAAGUACAAUAAACAUAGGAAGUGCUCGGAGGUAACCGUUACCACUAUAGCUGAUACGUUGUACAGUAAAAGAAAUUAGCUAAUUAAUCAUUUCAAUCACAACAGCAGCUGUUAAUGCAGAAUAAGGACAGUACUGCAUGUACUUCACAGUGACUUUACUACAUGACUGCUGGGCACGAUGCUCUUUACAGAAGUGGCUGGAAGCACUUUAUUAGAUGGAAAAUGUACCACAGACACUUAUUUGCUUUUCUCUAUUUGAAGGUAAUGUUGGUUUUUUUAAGUUUUCUGCAGUAGGUGUAAGUGGAGUACUGUCUUAUUAGUGGUCAUCCCGGAACAUUUAAAAUCUAUAUUUUAAGGAAACGGAUCUAAUGAUGAAAAUACCUUUAAAAUAUUAUUUUUCAGCAGUUACACUUUCUCACAUAAAUGCCUGUGUUGUUUUGGCACAGAAAUGUAAGUGUGCUCUGGUUUGUGACACCUAAACCUGAGCUAUUCUUCACCACUAGUGGGAGAUUGUGUUAUACUGACAGAUUCAUUACAGACAACAGCUGCAGAAGUGCUGGAGAAACCUCUUAUGAAGUCACAAAUACAGCAAGUGGACUAAAAGUUAAUCUACGUGCCUAUUAGAAAACCUUUCGUACAGCGCUAUGAAAACGUAUUUGCCCCCUUCUUGAUUUCUUUUUCAUAUUUCUCACAUUUAUGUGUUUAAGAUCAGCAAAUGAACUUUAACUGAGUAAAUAAAAAUGCAGUUUUUAAAUGAUGAUGACCAUGAUUUUUUUUGUUUUUAUCAAAGGAAAAAAAAAAUGCCUAAAACUACCUGUAU
Molecule: messenger RNA, 3226 nt
Organism: Haplochromis burtoni (Burton's mouthbrooder)
Lineage: Eukaryota; Metazoa; Chordata; Actinopteri; Cichliformes; Cichlidae
Exons: 4
Coding region: 141-1400 (419 amino acids)
Biological process (GO): spindle organization
Cellular component (GO): centrosome; spindle pole
Source: RefSeq, a predicted model, not a curated record